Messenger RNA from Microtus ochrogaster (prairie vole), 5988 nucleotides. It is a transcript of the gene Qrich2, whose product is annotated as glutamine rich 2. NCBI's taxonomy places the organism in Eukaryota, Metazoa, Chordata, Mammalia, Rodentia, Cricetidae. The transcript is spliced from 22 exons. Gene Ontology annotation, cellular component: sperm flagellum. Gene Ontology annotation, biological process: flagellated sperm motility; cell projection assembly. The record is from RefSeq and is a predicted model, not a curated record. The coding region runs from base 1 to 5940 and encodes 1979 amino acids.
AUGUGGGACGUUUGCCAGCAGUUGUUGGGGGUUCUCUUUAUGAUAGAGGAGGGAAGCAGAAUCUUAGAGAACACCCGAAAGCUGGUCUCAGGACAUACAGGCACCCCUCUAGCGGACCCUCUGCUAGCCGCAGAAGCCUUCCCACCAACCCGUUCUAACUGGGACCCCAACACAGCAGAAGAUGGGAGCAGUUUCGUGCAAAAUGGGCACAGGUAUGCUGAGGGUGCAGGGACAACAGCCCACACGGUAAUCUGGGCGGAGGCCCUGCCCUCGGGCACCUCGGCCCCGAAGGCCGAACUGAUAGCAUUAACAAGGGCCUUGCAGCUAGGAAAAGACAAGAGAAUCAACGUCUACACGGACAGCAGUUCUGCAAGGAGCGAGCCGAGCCGCUCGCCCUUCUUCCCUGGGGCUCCCCGCGGAUCCCAACAACACACAAUGCCGCCCUUAGCGGCCAACAGGGUCACCCUCCAGGAGCUGGCCGACCUGGCGAUCGGCACUCCAGAGGUGGGAGCGGUGAACUUCACGGCCCUGCAUACCCUGAUAGUGGCCAUACUCAAGAGCCUCAACCUCCAACAGGUAGUGAUUGACUUCCACAGCCCAUCGGCAACUGAGCCUCGCCGCUCAGCUGAGUCGAUCCGAGAUGCCAUCAGCACCCCACAAGUGUCAAGCAGCAAAGAGAAGCGCCGGAGUGUGACCAAACAGUCAUCUCAACAGACCCUGGAGAGCCAGGUGAAGGACCUGGGCAGCCAGGUCCUGGACCUCAGCAAGCAGCUUAAGAAUAUGGACAACAAAGUACAGGGCAUUGCCAUGCACGUGGAACACAUCUCCACAGGCACUGACCUCUUCCAGGAGUUCCCCAAGACGGAAGAGGAGACGGCUCUGCUGGCCCCACAUCAUCAUAUAUCCCCACAUAUAUCCCCACAGACAUCUCUGACAAAGCCCACAAAGAUCUACGAAUCCACGGAGAUGGUGGACAAGUCUGAGCCCACAGUGGGGAUGCCCCCCGAGACAGAACCAAAGCUCGUAAAGACUCAGGAAGAUACCAGCCCAGCUAAGUCCUCGAGUGUGCUCCAAGACCUCAUAGAAGACGUGAAGGUUCUGAAAGAAGCCCACCAGAAGGUGCAGGAGUCACCUGAGCUGAACGUCCAGAGCUCAGAUUCAUCGUCAGCAACGCUUGGCAAGCGUAAAAUGACAUUGCCAAUAUCAAGCGACCUUCCAAGUGGACUGUUUCCCAAGACUCCCACUGAUGGCCAGGCUCUGGGUUCCACCGGUGGCCCAGAACAGAUGUUAGCCAGCGGUGUGGAGCGCCCCCCUGAGAGAAUCGUUGGCAGAGACCAGAGCAGAGCCAGAGAUCUGCCCUCACGGGCCCGGGAGCCAUCCCAGGUCACAUCAGAAGCAGAUCGCCAGAGGAUGAGAGAGUCUGCGGCUCUCACAGGCAAAAGAAGAGACGAACAACAGCCUGGCCCAACCCCAAAAGUCGUACCUCCAGUCACAGACCAGCAUGUUGGGGCACCCGCUAGUCAGGACCAAGUCUUGCCAAGUCCAGAGGAGCGUAGGAUCGCACCAUUUGGCAUGGAUCAACCUCCAGGGCUCUAUCCUGGCCCUUAUCCUCCAGCUGUGAUACCCCUCACUGUACCUCAGCUGGGUGUAUUACCGCCAGAGAUGGAUGCCCAGGGAUUGAUACCUCUCGCUGUGGAUGAGAGUGGUGUACUGCCACCGUCGGUACCUGACGGGGGUCAACAAAGACUGGAAAAAGCUAGUACAACUCAGCUUGCUACAGUUCCACUCAGCAUGUAUCAACAAGCCGUGAUCCUUCCUAGCACAGACCAACCUGGCAUGGAACAGGCUGUCACAUAUGACAGUGGUAUGGGACCAUGGGACACGAGUAGACAAGGGUUGAUACCAGUUGGCAUAAAUCAGCAUGGAUUUGUAAUAUUAAGCACAAGUCAGCAAGGACUAAUCAGCCCUGGUGUGGAUCAGCAGGGAUUGGUAAUACCUGGCAUAGAUCAGCGUGUACUCCCUCCAUCUCUUCCAGAUCAAUAUGGCUUGAUGUCACCUGGUUUGAUGCAAGUUAGUACAGAUCGACAAGGCUUUGGACAGCCCAGCUUAGCAGCACCAGGCUUCGCACAACCUGGAGCAGAUCAGCGUGGCUUGGUGCAGCCCAGUGUAGAUCAGCGAGGCUUGGUGCAGCCCAGUGUCGAUCAGCGUGGCUUGGUGCAGCCCGGUGUAGAUCAGCGUGGCGUUGUGCAGCCCGGUGUCGAUCAGCGAGGCUUGGUGCAGCCCGGUGUAGAUCAGCGAGGCUUGGUGCAGCCCGGUGUCGACCAGCGUGGCUUGGUGCAGCCCGGUGUAGAUCAGCGUGGCUUGGUGCAGCCCGGUGUAGACCCGCGUGUUUUGAUGAAGACUGGAACAGAUAGACGUGCUUAUGCCGCUGGGUUGAUGCAACCUGGUAUAAUUCAGGAUAGUUUGGUACAACCUUUUGUGCAGCCUGGUGCAGACUGGAGUUAUGCGCAACCUGGAGUAGAUCGACUCGAUAUGGCACAACCAGGCGCAGUUCAGCGUGGCCUGGUGCAACCUGGGACAUUCCCUGGUGGUUGGAUGCAGCCUGAUACAUAUUCACCUGGCUUGGUCCAACCUGGUAUAGGUCAAUAUGGUUUGGUUCAGCCAAGUGUAGCACAACGUGGUGAAGAUCAGCGUGGUUUGAUGCAACCUGUCAUAGAUCAACUAGACUGGAUGCAACCUGGAAUAGAUCGCAGUGGUUCAGUACCACCUGGUGCAGAGGAGAGCAGCUUAUCCCAACCUGGAAUGGGUCAACAGGGUUUGGCACAACCUGGCAUGGAUCAGUAUGGUUUUGUGGAACCUGGUGGAAUUCGGCAGCCUGGAGCAGUUCAGCGUGGCCUGGUGCAGCCUGGCUCACUACAGCCCAGGGUAGAUCAGCCUGGUUUGUUGCAGCCCAGGGCAGCUGGGCUUGGUAUGAUGCAACCAGGAAUAGUUCAGCCUGGUGCAGGCCCUAUUGGUUUGGUUCAGCCUGGUGCAGGCCCUAUUGGUUUGGUUCAGCCUGGUGUGGGCCCUCUUGGUUUGGUUCAGCCUGGUGUGGGCCCUCUUGGUUUGGUUCAGCCUGGUGUGGGCCCUCUUGGUUUGAUUCAGUCUGGUGUGGGCCCUCGUGGCUUGGUUCAGCCUGGGAUGGGCCCUCGUGGCUUGGUUCAGCCUGGUGCAGGCCCUCGUGGCUUGGUUCAACCUGGUGCAGGCCCUCUUGGUUUGGUUCAGCCUGGUGUUCACAUGCCUAGCUUGGCUCCACUUGGUGCAUACCCCCCUGGUGCUCCUCAUCCACGUGGUUUGAGACAACCCGUUUCAAGUCAACCAGGCUUCGUAGCACCAAGCAUAGAGCUCCGUGGCUUUCAACCAGAUCUAUAUCUAACUCCCGAACAAGCCAGGCAAGAUAUAUUUCCUAUCACGGACCGUCAGGGCCCAGAUCAUCAAGGCCCGAGAAUCCAGUAUGACCAAACACAGGCUGUCCUGGGUUACCCUAGCCGAGGACACACGGUUGAUGUGUCUAGCCAGGCCUCUUGGGAUCCGAGCAGGAAACAUGCCUUUGUUCAAUUUGAAUUGGCGACCACAGACCAAGACACCACUGACUCCAGCACUCGCGUGUCCUUGAGCUACCCCCAGCAACUCUCCUCAGGCAGUGAGGUCCACAGCGAGCGGCAGGAGUCGCUGGGGAAAUUGGCCCCAAGUUUCCCCAUGGCAGUGGAAACAUUCCGCCUGAUGGGCGAGCUUGUUAGCCUUUAUACGGAACUGAAGGAGCACAUGAAGGAUUUGGAUGAGGACCUCUCCGGCCAGUCGGACUUGGAGAAAGUCCAGUACCUCCUUUCCACGAUGGUCAAAAAGACCAUACCUCAGGACCUGCAGGAGCAGAUGAAGAGCCUGAAGACCUUGGCCAAGGAAGUGCGGAAGGAGAAAGACAGACUGGAGAAGAUACAGAAGCUGAUAGAUGGAGACAGCUCUUCAGGGAAGGAAAUGAAGCCCAAUCAGCUGACUUUGCAGCUGGGCAUCCUCAGGGUCACGGUCUCCGAUAUCGAGAAGGAGCUGUCUGAGCUGAGGGAGAGCCAAGAGCGAGGCAAGGCCGCCAUGGAGAAUUCAGUCUCUGAAGCCUCCCUCUACCUUCAGGAUCAGCUGGACAAGCUCAGGACCAUCAUUGAGAGCAUGCUGAGCUCCUCCUCCACGCUGCUGUCCCUGAGCAUAACCCCACACAAGUUCACCAACACCCUGGUGCCCGGCCAGAUCGACCCUGAGGCCACCUGCCCAGCCUGCAGUCUGGAUGUGGGCCACCAAGUCAGCCUGCUGGUCCAGCGCUAUGAGCAGCUGCAGGACAUGGUCAGCGGCCUGGCUGCCUCGAGGCCCUCCAAGAAGGCCAAGCUGCAGAGCCAGGAUGAGGAGCUGCUGGGUCACGUGCAGAGCGCCAUCCUGCAAGUCCAGGGCGACUGCGAGAAGCUCAACAUCACUACCAGCAACCUCAUUGAGGACCAUCGGCAGAAGCAGAAAGACAUUGAAGUGCUGUACCAGGGCCUAGAGAGGCUGGAGAAGGAAAAGGCUGACCGAGAUCACCUGGAGAUGGAGAUCGACGUAAAAGCAGACAAGAGCGCUCUGGCGUCCAAAGUGAGCCGGAUCCAAUUUGACGCCACCACCGAGCAGCUGAACCACAUGAUGCAGGAACUGGUGGCCAAGAUGAGCGGACAGGAGCAGGACUGGCAGAAACUUCUGGACAAGCUCCUGGCGGAGAUGGACAGCAAGCUGGACCGCCUGGAGCUGGACCCACUGAAGCAGAUGCUGGAGGACCGCUGGAAAUCGCUGCGGCAGCAGCUCAAAGAGCGCUCUCCACUCUACCAGGCAGACGAGGCAGCUGCCAUGCGCAGGCAGCUCUUGGCUCAUUUCCACUGCCUGUCCUGCGACCGUCCCUUGGAGACAUCUGUGACUGGACAGGUCCUCUCUAUGACCCCUGUAGUUCCCAGCAUGCCAGGGCACCGUUCUAUCCGGCCUUAUACUGUGUUUGAGCUAGAGCAGGUCCGACAGCAGAGCCGCAACCUGAAAUUGGGCGGCAGCUUCUCUCGGGGCGAUCUGUCCCAGAUGGAGCGGAGUGUGGGGCGCCUGCGCAGCAUGCACUCCAAGAUGCUGAUGGACAUCGAGAAGGUGCAGAUCCACUUCGGAGGCUCCGUGAAGGCCAGCAGCCAGAUGAUUCGAGAGCUGAUGCACGCUCAAUGCCUCAGCCACCCGUGCUACAAACGGGGGGUAGAUACGGCAGACUAUACCUACUCCACGGUGCCCCGGCGCUGUGGGGGCAGCCACACCCUCACCUACCCUUACCGCCGAAACCGCCCGCAGCACCUGUCUCCGCUGGAGGAGAUCCAGAUUGCCAUGAAGCAUGAUGAGGUUGAUAUCUUGGGCCUUGAUGGACACAUCUACAAGGGACGAAUGGAUACCAGGUUGCCAGGCAUCCUGGGGAAAGAUGUGCUGACCUGCCUCCUGUCCUUCCCUGCCCCAGGAAUGACAAAGCACAAGUCCAAGCAGCUGCAACAGCUCCAGCAGUUACAACAGCUGCAUCAGCUGCAGCAGAUGCAGCAGCUUCAGCAGGCUCAGCAGGCCCAGCAUGCCCGGCCCCACGUGCACAGACAGCCUUCCCUGGGCAACGGCGGCCUGCCACCCUCUCGGCCUCAGAGUGCACAGAUGCUGGCUGACAGCAAUUCAGUUCCUUCAGGGCAAAAGAAAGACAGACCCGUCUCCUCUGAGGGGCGUCUCUCCCAGCUGAAUGUGGCCCACGCAUCCAUCCCCACAGAGAUGGCAGGUCUACAGGGUGGCCCAUCUGGUCUGAAUGUUCACAUGGAUGUACCUCCUAGAGAGGGGAUGGAGGAGCCCACCCGGGGCCCGAGGUCCACCACUGCUCACUAAACAGAGACAGAAAUAAAAGUUUUGAAAGAAAGAGUCUGAGUGCCAGGA